UUCUUUCUCUUUCUUUUUGUAAUAGCGGGGUGUCAGCUGUAACCUGAUUUAGUCAGCCCGCAUCACUCAGAAAGGACUGACACAGAGCACAAAGGUGCAUCAGAAUAAGUGCACGUUAGUCACCACCUCUGCUUCAACAUGGCUUUUGUAAUCAAUCAGUGUGCACCUCCGCCUGUGAUCAUCGAGGUCGUCCAGGCUCAGCCAGCUGUAGCAGUGAUCCAGCCUCCUGGCCCUGUGGUGGUUCAGUCUCCUAUGAAAUCCCUACCCGCAUCAACGAGGUGUGGUUUCUGCCGUCAGCACAUUGUCACAAUGACUCGACCCAUCAAUGGACUCCUCACCUGGGUGGUUUUCGGGGCACUCUUCAUCUUGCUCAUAUGGCCAUUCUGCUUGAUUCCUUUCUGCCUGAGGUCCUGCAAGGACAUCGAGCACACCUGCCCCAUGUGCAGGAACGUUCUCUACAUUCACAAACGGAUGUGAGACGUUUCACACAGGAGAACCUGGAAAAUAUCAUAAACCCAAAUGACGGAUGUAGAAGAAGUAAUAAUCUUGUUUUUUUCUUAAUAUGUAAUUAAGAAUGUAUAAUGUAAUUAGUUAUACCAUUAAAAAUAGUAUUCAAAGACACAUUACAUUUUUUGUAUCUGCUUCUAUAUAUAUCUGCUUCAGUUACUGAAAUCAUUGUUCUUUACAUGUUCUCAUUUGUGAAAAGUGUUAAUAUUUCAAAGCAAAUUUCUCUGUAAACCUUGCAAUAAUCAGAUGUUUAACAUUAAAUUGGUAUUCAGAAGAAAUGAGUAAAA
Molecule: messenger RNA, 794 nt
Organism: Pangasianodon hypophthalmus (striped catfish)
Lineage: Eukaryota; Metazoa; Chordata; Actinopteri; Siluriformes; Pangasiidae
Product: LITAF domain-containing protein
Exons: 4
Coding region: 139-477 (112 amino acids)
Molecular function (GO): zinc ion binding
Source: RefSeq, a predicted model, not a curated record